AUGAGCAAGACCGAAAGUCACAUCUGCUCGCCUCUAUUCCCCCACCACCUCCUCCUCCUCCUCCUCCUCCUCGCUCCCCUCCCCCCCACCUCCUUACACGACCAACGGACAGAACAAGCCGUGCGGCCUCGAAUGCGCUGCGCAGGCACAGACGGCGCCUGCACACUUUGUGCCAGCCGGUGUCCGGCAGCCUCAUCCCUUCGCACACACACCAUCACCCGUAGCCACACAAACGGCCUCUUGCUAAUCCGGCCAGGCGGGAUCAACCGAAAAGACAGCGUCCGAGUUGAACGGAAUUGUGGCGUAAUUGUGAUUUCCGACCCCACACGACAGUCUCUCCUCUCCUCUCCUCUCCUCUCCUCUCUCCUCUCGUCUCAUCCGGUCGGGUUGGCCGGGCGUCCUGGUUGGCCGAACAAGACAUUCUCGCGACGCAGCCUCCAGACGGGACCGGGUCUGACGACGGACAGACGGACAACGUCGUCAAACACACACACGCACACACAUACAAACGGCCAACGAGUCGGCGAGUGGGCGGGGGGCACGGGGACGUGGAAGAAGGCGUAA
Protopolystoma xenopodis is the source of this 564-nucleotide messenger RNA. The record is from the annotation of a GenBank genome assembly. Lineage: Eukaryota; Metazoa; Platyhelminthes; Monogenea; Polystomatidea; Polystomatidae.